GGGGAAUUUAUUUUGUGCUUUUCUUUUCUCUCUUUUUCUCUCUGAUUAUCAUAUUUUCUUCAUCUUUCUUCCUCGGUGGAUUCUGCGGGUAUUAAGAUUUGUUGAUAUGUUCCCCUAGCAGAGGUUUUCUCUGGGAGUGGGGAGAUUUUAUGAGCUCGAUCUGAUACUUAUUAUGGGGGUUUUGGGUUGAAUUUCUUCGACCUAUCUUCUUCUCGGAUUGUUUCAAUUUCUUAAUCGAGGUUUUGGAGAUGGAGGAAGAGACGGAUUCUGAGAAUCGUUUGACAUCGGCUGCUGCUUUUGUCGAAGGCGGGAUUCAAGAAGCUUGUGAUGAUGCUUGCAGCAUCUGCCUUGAGGAGUUUUGUGAAGCUGAUCCUUCUACGGUUACUGCCUGCAAGCAUGAGUUUCAUCUCCAAUGCAUCCUUGAGUGGUGCCAGAGAAGUUCUCAAUGCCCAAUGUGCUGGCAAGCUAUCAGCCUGAAGGAUCCCUCCAGUCGAGAGUUGUUGGAGGCGGUCGAACGGGAGAGGAAUAUAAGAGCAACUCCUGUGAGAAAUACUGCUGUGUUUCAUCAUCCAUCUCUUGGCAAUUUCGAGUUGCAACAUCUGCCUCUGGGCGUUAAUAACGAGCUCGAGGAGAGAAUAAUUCAACAUCUGGCUGCAGCUGCUGCGGUGGGGAGGACACACCAUAUUGGUAGACGAGAAGCGCAGAGGAGUCGGUCAUCUUCUCAUGGACAUCCUCAGUUCUUGGUUUUCUCCACUCAUCCUGGUGCGCCUCCUUCUGAGCAUGUUUUGGCCUCUGGAGUAGACACUGAGCCAGCUGGUACUACAGUUGCUAGUCCUUCGAGCCCACGAACACCUCAUGGGGACGAACCAUCUCAGCAUAUUGCACAGUUUCCGUCCAUUCGGACUGAUCAAGUUUCUCGCUCGGCAUCGGUAUCUAACUAUUCAGCCAAUGUACGAGGAGAUACAUCUGGCGUUCGAAUCUCCACUAGAGAUUCUCCAUCUCCAAAUCUGGAUAGAGCUGGGCCAUCUGAAUUUCAGUCAUUCUCAGAAUCUCUAAAAUCAAGACUUAAUGCAGCGUCCAUGAGGUACAAAGAAUCAAUUUCAAAGAGCACAAGAGGGUGGAAAGAGCGGCUAUUCUCACGCAGCACUUCCAUGUCGGAAUUCGGUUCUGAAGUUCGAAGAGAAGUAAACGCAGGAAUUGCCAGUGUAUCACGUAUGAUGCAACGUCUCGAAACCGGUGAGGAUGGUAUUACGAAUCAAGAUUCUAAUGAGCAGGGUGGCCACACUAGAAGGGAGAGCCACGCACAGAACUCUUUAAACGGUAGCAGUGCUCCAACUUCUUGUGCUGCAACAUCUGCUGAGCGUUAGCUCAUUACAUAUUAAUUUUGGGAACUGCAUUGGUCGUCAGCAUCUUAUUUCUGAAGGUGAACUAUAUAUAUGUAUAUAUCUCCAGACUUGAUAUUCCGAGGAACACGAACCAAACCGACGUGACACCUUUGCAGACAAAAAGGGACAGAAUUUCAUGUGUAGAGAGAGAGAGAGAGAGAUUGAUGUUGUUGAUUGUUGUCUGAACUGAAAAAUACAAUAAGGA
This is a messenger RNA of Cucurbita maxima (winter squash), 1590 nucleotides long. RefSeq names its product E3 ubiquitin-protein ligase RHF2A-like. Gene Ontology annotation, molecular function: ubiquitin-protein transferase activity. Bases 249 to 1367 code for a protein of 372 amino acids. The record is from RefSeq and is a predicted model, not a curated record. NCBI's taxonomy places the organism in Eukaryota, Viridiplantae, Streptophyta, Magnoliopsida, Cucurbitales, Cucurbitaceae. The transcript has 9 exons.